Molecule: messenger RNA, 987 nt
Organism: Penicillium macrosclerotiorum
Lineage: Eukaryota; Fungi; Ascomycota; Eurotiomycetes; Eurotiales; Aspergillaceae
Product: mitochondrial 54S ribosomal protein uL3m
Exons: 2
Biological process (GO): translation
Cellular component (GO): mitochondrial large ribosomal subunit; ribosome
Molecular function (GO): structural constituent of ribosome
Source: RefSeq, a predicted model, not a curated record
UCAGGCCGGAAGGCAUUUAUGGCUGACUCAGCAGCGACCAAAAACUUCCCAUCCCAUCGACUUCACAGAGCGUCUUCCAACACCCCAGUCCCAAUCAUGUCGCCACGCCUCCCUGGGAAGCUGCUUCAGUUUUCCUCGGUCCUUUGGGACUCCCAAUUGGCCUUGCCUCGUGUCACCGUACGCUCAUUUGGCAUUCGGUCCCUCAAUCCACCCAAACCCAACCGAUUCAAUGUCUCCCCCGACCUCCCCGUGCUCGAGUCUACGUCGACCGCAGCCCUCCGCCGCAAGGCUAAUUCUCUUCCUCUCCGUUCUGGCGCGAUUACGACCAAAAAGGGCAUGACUGCCAUCUUUGACCAGGAAUCCGGCAAGCGCAUCGCAUGCACCGUUCUUCAAUUGGACCGCGUUGAGGUCGUUUCACACAAGACCCGCCAAAAGCACGGCUAUUUCGCUGUCCAAGUAGGAGCGGGCUGGAAGCACCCCAGCAAUGUCAACAAUGCUCUGCUCGGUCACUUCUCCGCCAACGGCAUCUCCCCCAAACGCCAUGUAUUUGAGUUCCGCGUCAAGGACGAAGCUGGUCUCCUGCCGGUUGGCGAGAGCAUCCGGGCUAGCUGGUUCCAGGAGGGCCAAUACGUUGACGCUCGCUCCAACACGAAGGGUAAGGGUUUUGCAGGUGUCAUGAAACGACAUGGCUUCCACGGUCAGGACCGCAGUCACGGUGUCAGUUUGACACACCGUUCUCUUGGUUCAGCCGGUCCAAGUCAAGGUGGUGGUUCGCGCGUGUACCCGGGCAAGAAGAUGGCAGGAAACAUGGGAAACACCCAGAACACAGUCCAGAACCUCAAGAUUCUCAAAGUUGAUGCAGAGUCUGGAAUUGUGGUCGUGAGUGGUGCUAUUAGUGGCCCCAAGGGUUGUGUGGUGAGAAUUCAAGAUGCGAUCAAGAAGCCGUGGCCUGAAGUUGCAUCGGUCGAGUCCGCUGCCGUGGUGUGA